This is a messenger RNA of Sinocyclocheilus rhinocerous, 7848 nucleotides long. RefSeq names its product KIAA1217 ortholog. The record is from RefSeq and is a predicted model, not a curated record. NCBI's taxonomy places the organism in Eukaryota, Metazoa, Chordata, Actinopteri, Cypriniformes, Cyprinidae. The transcript is spliced from 21 exons. Gene Ontology annotation, cellular component: cytoplasm.
GGAGAGCGAGAGAAGGACGAUUGGAGUUUAGGAGGGCAGAAUGAAAGAGAGAUUGAGACUGUGUGCUAGAAUGCGUUGAUACAUGGGAACAGGCUGCUUAUCUCCGUUUGUCCCCCUGUCAGUCAUCCUGAGGCGCACACGCAUACACUUCGGAAAGCUGGAGGCUCUGUUUGAAAAGGUGGUGAUUAACCCCUUCCCCCUCGUUCCUCCUCCUCUGUCUCUCCUGCCGUCUGGUUCUUCUACCUGCACUCGUCUGGACUCGUUCGUUGAGUAGAGACACAGAAGGACAAGAAGGAAGAGAGAUGAGAGAGAAGGAGGGAGUGUAAGACCAAGACGGUGAAAAUCGUUCUCUGUGGAGUAUGGUGAAAAUCCAGGCGGUAUUUGGACACCUGUGGAACACAGUUUUGGAUAUACUAGUGUGAAUUGAUUGGACAACUGAAAUGGAAUACCAAGUGAGUGACUGAUGAACUGACUAGAUUGGAUUCUCUCGAGUUUAACCAGCAUUUCGACACUAUGUCUAAACCUUCACGACUUGCUCGCCCAUCCUCUGCGGGUCCUGGCUCCAAACUCCCCUCACCUCGUCGGGAUACACCUGCCAGCCGACCCAGAAUGCACAGCAUGGGGGAGAAGGUGAUGCGGACGGGAAGCGAGGGCAAUAUACCUGGCCAGAGGCCUCCUAUCAAUGGAACAACACAUUCGCAGAUCCCACAAAACACUAAUAUAAAGGAAGAGGAUGAGAUGAGCCAGCCAAGGAGCAAAAUCAGUCCACCUAAAGGGACCGCAGCAGUCACACAUCCCAAACCUCUGAAGGGGAAUCUAAAGGUGACUUCCAGUGAAGACGCUGAGCACCUGACUCGUAAACAGCAGGUUGUCUCCGCUAACAGCCCUGGUAACCGCUGUGAGGCCAAAUCCAGCCGCGCAGGGGUUCUACGAAGACACACGGUGGGUGGAGCGCGCAGCUCACAGGAGAUCCUGGCCAUGCAGCCAUCCGAUAUGGAUAAAAAACGAGAGGCCUUUUUGGAACAUCUGAAGCAGAAAUACCCACACCACGCCUCCGCCAUCAUGGGCCACCAGGACAGACUCCGAGAACAGACAGGCUCUAAGCAGAGUGUGGCGUGUCCGAGUCCAGUCCCUGUGUUUGUGGAUCAGCUGGAGCACGGCUCACUGGUCUCUCUAGAUGUUCUGGAGGUCAUGUCUGAGUGCGACAUGCCUAUCGCUUUCACCCGAGGCUCCCGGUCUCGUGCCAGUCUGCCCGUGGUUCGCUCUACUAACCAGACCAAGGAUCGCUCACUAGGAGUGUUGUAUCUGCAGUAUGGAGAUGACACAAAGCAGAUACGCAUGCCUAAUGAGAUAACAAGUGUGGAUACAAUCAGAGCUCUGUUCGUUAGUGCCUUCCCUCAUCAGCUCAACAUGAAGAUGCUGGAGUCGCACAGCACCGCCAUCUAUGUGAAAGAUGAGACUAGAAACGUGUACUAUGAACUCACUGAUGUCAGGAACAUCACAGAUCACUCCUGCCUGAAAGUGUACCACAAAGAUCCAGCGCACGCCUUCAGUCAUGGAGCUCGGCCAAGCAAUGGAGACGCAAGGGUCCACAGGGAGAUUAUGUAUGCUGGACCGAGUGGUCAUCCUCUCCGGCAGCCCCCAAUGGGUCCCCCUCCACCCCAUAUGCAGGGCUCCAUGUCCCCUACCACACCUCAUGCCAUGCCCCCCUCCCCAUCUCGUAUCCCCUUUGGCCCACGCACCUCAGGCAGUGGGGUUUCCACAAUGCCACGUGAGCGAGCGGCACACACACUCCCCGCCUCCAGCCCCGCUCGCGCAUCCUCCCCCUGCCCGAGCGCCAUCCUCGAGCGGCGUGAUGUCAAACCUGACGAGGACGUAGCUGCAAAGAGCAUGUCGCUGCCCGCCCGAGCCGAAAGUCAUUAUGCUGACCCCUAUAUGUUACAUCACCAUGCCCCGCCCCCUGAUACAGUAGACCACGCCUACCACCGUGCCACCAUGCGCUCUUACAGUAACCCCGGCGUUCCCAUGGAGCCCACGGACCAUCCUUCGCUCUUCCGACAGAAAAGCAGGAAGUACACGGAUAGCCAGUUACCCAUGCUAGGCUCCAAAACCCAGCCCCCUUCCCCACACCGGAUGGGCGAGGUGCGAAUGAUGGACAUUCACACAGUCCAACCACAGAGUUCCAUGACUCUGGAGAGGGCAUCACCUGUCAGACAAUCGUUUAGGAAGGAGACUCCUCUUGCUAUGGAUACCAUGGUAAAGGCAAGGGGUGGCAUGGGAUCUCCGGCCACCCCUGAUCUUCAGGUUCACAAUCCUCUUGCCCCCUCGACAGACCCUCAGACACGAGAGAGAAUGAAGGCCAUGGAAGAGCAAAUAGCCAGUCUGACUGGUCUUGUGCAGCAUGCUCUCUUAAAGAGCCACAGCACUAACAGCAACAAGGAACACCCCAGGUAAGCAGGGCAGGCUGGUCACUCAAACAGCAUAAGCCGAGGUUCUCCAGUAUUAGCAACAAAAGUUGCUGCAGCACCUCCUGAGCGUAGCCCCGCCCCUACACCACCACUAGGCCCUGCCCCCUUGCAUGUUAACCUACACAUGUUCAAGAAAAAUAUCUCUGAGCUCCGCCUCCAACUGCAACAUAUGAGACAACUACAGCUUCAGAAUCAGGAGUGUGUGCGUGCUCAGAUAAAGCAUGCAGAGCAAGAGAUCAGUGUGAAGUUGGCUGAAAUGCUGAGACGACAGGACGAUCCAACACAGAAACAGAGGACACUGGUGGAGGAAGAGAGACACCAAUAUCUCAACAUGCAGGAAAGAGUUCUCACCCAGCUGGAGGAUCUGGAGCAGUACGUGGAGACACUGAGGACUGAUUCUAGCCCUGCUGCGCCUCAGAGAUCCGAGACGCUGAAGGAGGUAGAGGAGGGAGCUGUCAGUCUGAGGAAGGUGGGCGAGAACCUGGCUGGACUGAAAGAAGAGUUUCCAUCUCUUCAAUCCCGUAUGCGGGCGGUGCUCAGGGUGGAGGUGGAGGCCGUGAAGUUCCUCAAAGAAGAGCCGCACAAGCUUGACAGCAUGCUGAAGAGAGUCCGAACCCUCACGGACACACUCAGCAACCUUCGCAGGUCUGCCACAGAUAGCCUGCUGAAACCCUCUGACCCUAUUUCCUCGACAUCUUCUGCCUCUGAAAAAACAGAAUCGGCCAUUGUUGAAUCCCUCGAGGCUGCCUCGGUUGCACCUCAGAGCUCCACAGUGAGGUCAGAGGUUAUGACGUCAAAUCCUGUGGUGAUCCACCAUGCCCAGGCCUCUCCUGUAGCUUCACAACAAUCCCAGCAAUCAACAGCACCUUCACCCAUUCCCCCUGCAGCACAAAGACGAGAGUCUACCCCUUCACCCACCAAACAGCUCAAAAAACCCUCACUUGAGCAGACACAAAUACCAAAUAACAGCAGCAAUGGAGUCUCAGCUAAUGGCAUUCAUGGCAAAGGUCCUUCUCCAAACUUCAUUGAGGAGAUACGCGCUAGUCGCAGCAAGAACAAGAACAGGGCUGUGUCAAUAGAGGCUGCAGAGAAAGAAUGGGAGGAGAAGAGGCAGAACAUGGGUCAUUAUGAUGGGCAGGAGUUCGAACGGAUGCUCCAGGAAGCAGAAGCCAACAUGCUGAGAGGAAUACCAAACCUUGAGGUGCCCAGCGAACCCGAGGGCUCCCCUGAAGUGGUUCUUGCCUCCCUGGAGGAGGUGGUAGAAAAAGAUGAGCCCACAGCAGCACCAGAAAAACAGGAUGACAAUCAGCCAAACUCUGAGAAACCUACUAAGACUGCUCCAGAGAAACCUCCCAAACCUCUGGAGAAACCAGUUAAGUCAGCUUUGGAGAGACCUCUUAAGCCCAACCUAUCCAUCAAAUCCAGCCUGGAGAGACAAAGUAAGACUCAGGAAAAAGUUGUUAAGCUUCCGACCACAGACAAAGCCAACAAGUCCCCUCCUCCACCCCCACCUCGACGAAACUACACCACCAACACUGGGAUGACCACCACCCGAUCUGGAGAGGUCAUUUACACCAGCAGGAAGGAGUCUGUUAUGGAGGGUGAAGAGGAGUCCAACGGUACAGCCUCUCAGCCUGAACCAAAGUCCUCUCCAGAGGUGAAGCCCAAACCCAUUACUCCUCCACCUAUCGCUGCCUCGGCUAUCACUGAGGAAGAGGAUGAGGGAGACAAGAUUAUGGCAGAACUACAGGUUUUCCAGAAGUGCUCUGUUAAGGAGGUAGGGCGCAAGGGUUUGGUAGAGCCACAGAUCAGAGAGCUAAGACCUGGGGUCUUACUGCCCCUUAAAGAUAAGAAGAAUACUGAAAACCAAGAUGACAAGAAUCCUGACACAGAUGAGAACUGCAACAAUACAGUUCGUCAGAGUCCAGGGGUCAUCUACUAUGUCACAGCUCAGAUCUCCAAGGGGACUCGAUCAGCCUCAGAGGAAUCAACAGAGCGUAGAGACACAUCACAGUCUCCCCCAUCACAGGUGUCACAUGUCAAUGCUUCUGACCAAUCCCAAAGCCAGCUGCAGGUAUCCACUAACAAAUUUGGUGCCCUCAAAAGCAGUGGCCCAGCCAGCUCUCCUAGCACUCUACACCAAAAUCAGUUGUCUCGUUCAGCCUCGUUGAAGUCAAAUCCACCCUCUUCAUUGGAAGAAGUUCCAGCUAGCCCAACCCAAGGGAAAGUUCAUGUGGUCAAGGCUGCUCAAGUGCAGGUUAGCAUAGAGGAGAGGGUAGAGUCUCCAACAGCAAUUUGCUCACCAGUCUCUUUUGAAGACACUGUACCGAUUCUUUCUAAAGCAAUCCCUGUUGGGCCAGAUUUAGCAAAUCAGAAACAUAUAUUUGGUUCAUCCAAGGUGAAGGAAAGGAAAUUUGAAGAAAUGGAGGAAAAUAAUGAGGCCUCUCUCAGUCCCGAUCUGUCAGGAGAAGAGCCACCUCCGCCUCCUCCUGAUAACUUUGCCUUUAUGAUCACUAACACCAAGGUACAAGCCCUUUCCACUGGAGAGUACCAUCAGCUAGUCAAUGCCAAGAAAGGUAGUGUGCAGACGGUAACUGUUGGCAGCAAACGACCAAGUGCUUCUGGAAGUGGCAUGACAUCAGGAGGUGAUGCCAGCACCAAUGGUCCCACUGGUGCUGACAAUGCCAGUAAAAAGCCAGUCAUCAUCAUCUUUGAUGAGCCAAUGGAUAUCCGCUCAGCAUAUAAACGCCUCUCUACUGUCUUUGAAUGUGAGGAGGAACUAGAGCGGAUGCUUGCAGAAGAAAGAAUAGAUGAGGAGAGUGAGGAAACCGAGGAAGAAGAAUGGACUACGGGUGUGCAGGUCAAACAGAAUAGAGAUGGUAGGGAUUCUGGAAAAGGUACUGGUUCAGAUUCUCCUGCAGAUAUCAGAGACAGUCGAGUCAUUAACUACUCUUCUUCAUCCUCAUCUUUAUCUGAGGGAGGGGCAUUAGUAGAUGUUACUGGUGAUGCAAAGCAAGAUGGAAAGAAGAAGUUUAAGUUGAAAUUCCCCAAGAAACAGCUAGCAGCAUUAACCCAAGCCAUUCGAGCUGGAAGUAAAACAGGCAAAAAGACUUUGCAGGUUGUUGUCUAUGAGGAUGAGGAAGAGUCAGAUGGAGCUGUCAGACAACACAAAGAGACCAAGAGGUUUGAAAUUGCUUGCUCUAAAACAGAGUCUUCAAAAUCAAAUCUGCAGGAACCUAAUGGACGAACUAACGAGAUUCGUAAGAACACCUACAAAACCCUUGACAGUCUAGAGCAAACUAUAAAGCAGCUAGAGAACACAAUUUCCGAAAUGGGACCGAAGUCUUCAGAAGAGCCUGAAAUCUUGGUGAAGCCUGAAACUCAGGACAAUACGACUGAAGAGACUCCAGGACACUCAGAGAAAAGACUUGCUCCCAAAACCUUGGUCCCUAGGUCGAGUUCUGCCAGCAAAGGUCCUGGUCUACGAAAGAAGACAAAACCACAGCUCCUUCCUCGGCCUGCCAUCAUUCCAACUUCUGGGGUCUCAGUCAAACCAGUUCCCACCCAGCAGAAUGCCAGCGUGGUCUCACCUACUAGUCGGAUGCCAGUGCCUGUUUCUGCCAAGGUGCGGCAGCAACCGGGCACCUCAGAGAAAGAGAGGGCAACAAAACCGCAAAAGCUACAGGACUCUCAGAGGCAGUUCCGCCAGGCUAAUGGAAGUGCUAAGAGAUCUGGAGGAGAUCCCAAAUCCACUUCUCCUACCGUGCCUGCUUCUAAAAUUCCUGCUUUUUCCUCUAGUACGGGACAAGGCUUGUCCCAGUCUGAUUCUACUAAUAUUGUUAAUUCUUCUUCUCCUUUAUCUUCUUCCCUUCCCACUAGCAAAUCCUCUAUCCCUCCUCGAUCCAGUUCCACCCCUUCCUCUCAUAUCCCCUCCGUUUCUAAUGGUUCUUUAAAAUGUGCCCCUCCCACUCACAGCACUAAAGGCCUCUCUAUUCCCACACAGACACAAAAUGGUCGACCUUCCUCCUCCUCUUCCUCUUCCUGUUACCACUCCCCUUUAUCCCCGACUAUGUUGAGUCAGAGUGCGAAGAGUAUCCGCACCAUUCACACACCCAGCUUCACCAGCUACAGUCGGCCACACAACGGGAGUGCCAGUAAAUCAGCUAUUCCCACGGUAACUGUCGCCAAAGAUGCUGCGUAGAAUGCUUCGCUGCUUCGCAACCAUUUAUGUAUCUCUUAAUGAGGUGGAGUUUCUCCUGAUUUUACUUUGAUUAAUUUUUUUUUUUAAUUGUUUAUUUUUGAACAGAUACAGUUGACGUAUCAGAGUUUUGGCAUGACUGGCUAUAUUACGUUAUUAUUUUCUCUGUUAAAGUCAAGGGCCAUCAUCCAUUAGUUAGUGUUUGAAACUUGAAUCUCUGCAAAUCAUGAACUUAUAGAAAGUUAAACUGUUUUAUUUUUAAAACUAAAAAAGGAUUUAACUGCAGAGAGCAGGCUCUUGAUCAAAGAUUUUACAGAGCACUUCAUUUGAAAAGAAUAUUUAUUUUUCAUACAAGUUGAAGAGAGACUAAAAAGUACAACAGUUAAAGCAUGUAAACAAUGUUUUGGUUAUUAGUAUACUCUAAAUGAUUGUAGAUAAUUUUCAUUUUGCAUUUUUUGUAAGUUGACAGACAUUGGUUGUAGCGAUAAUAGGUGAAAAAAGUACUGUAGGUUUAUUAACGAUUAAUAUAAAUUGACAAACAUUGUGUCUGUUUUUCUUUCUUUCUCUCAUGCACUGCCAAUGUCUUUAAGAUUUAUCGUUAUAAAUUUACAACAGUUUUACAAUUAAGUUGUCUGUCUUUUCAGUAGUUGUGCCUGUUUGCCAAAGUUUGUCAUUUACAUCCUUACAACUGACUAUAUAUACUGUGUUAGACACUAUGUACAUUUAGGAUAGGUUAUACCUAACAACCUACCUAUGUCAAAAACCCUUGAUUUACUCAUGCAGUCUAUGGCUCUUAAAUUAAUGAGUAUUGAUGUCUAAAUGUAAACUAAAAAUUGUAGUGAUUGAUAAAAUUGCUCUCUACUUCACAUGUACAUACUGUAACAUCUCUAUUUCAGAGAUUGUCUUUAGUUUUGUUAACAUAUUGUACCAAAGUUUGUUUCUAUGCAUGCCUAUACAAAAUUGUAGAAAGAGAGAAUGUAAUAGAAAGAAAAUCAUACUUGCACAGACAGAUUUUGUAAAUAAAUGUCUUCUUUGGUUUUGUAUAGCUUUAAUUGCAGAAGCAAUCUGUGCAAAUGAGUGUAUAUUAAAACAGUAAAGUUCUGCAUGCUUGUCGUUCACAUGGCUGUGGUUUCUCUACUGCAACACUGCAAGCCCUUCUAUUAAACAUUUUGGCAGAUAGUU